This is a messenger RNA of Penicilliopsis zonata CBS 506.65, 1638 nucleotides long. RefSeq lists its product as hypothetical. The record is from RefSeq and is a predicted model, not a curated record. NCBI's taxonomy places the organism in Eukaryota, Fungi, Ascomycota, Eurotiomycetes, Eurotiales, Aspergillaceae. The transcript has a single exon. The coding region runs from base 1 to 1638 and encodes 545 amino acids.
AUGAUAGCGGCAGGUCUCCUCGCAGCGUGGUGCGUGGACGCUUAUCCUUCGCCGUUAUCGUCAUCGGUGGAAGAUGAAUCUGCCUUGCAGGUCCAUACUAGCUAUGGCGACCUGCUUGGUGCUGUUUCCGAAUACAAUGACGAGGUCAUCGCCUUUAAGGGCAUUCCCUAUGCCGCACCGCCGACAGGUCCUCGACGAUGGCGACCACCAGCUCCCAUGGAGCCAUGGACAGGUGUGCGAAACGCGACAGAGUUUGGGAUUCAGUGUCCUCAGUACAACGAUACCAUGACGCUUUGGACGACGGGCUCGACCCAAAUGAGCGAGGAUUGCUUGUUCAUGAACAUCUGGGUUCCUGCCAACCGCAAGGGCGAUGAGAAGCUGCCAGUAUACUUCUGGAUGCACGGCGGACGGUUCAUUCAAGGCUCAGGGGCUGUGGUGACAUAUGAUGGCUCUGGACUAGCGGCGCACGAUGUUAUUGUCGUGACGGUCAAUUACCGGCUAGGGCCCCUGGGUUUCCUUGCUCACCCUGAGCUGUCUGCAGAAUCGGAGACCAACAGUUCCGGCAACUACGGCGCGUUGGACCUAAUUUACGCGUUGAACUGGGUGAAGGAGGAGAUCGCUGCGUUUGGUGGGGACCCUGACUCCAUCACGGUCGGGGGUCAGUCAUCUGGGUCUUCCUGCUCUCUGGAUAUGAUGUACAGCCCGCUGGCGCACGGUUUGGCCAAGGGCAUCGUGGUCGAGAGCGGCACCCGUGCCCCCCACGAUCCGAUGACCGGCAGUCUUGCAACCAGCUACCGACUCCAAGACCAGGCCGAGGCCGAUGGGGUUCGUUUCAUGGCUGAGAUGAAUGUCACCACGCUGGAGGAACUGCGGAAUGUCCCGUUCGAUACACUGCUGAUCUACGACCAGGAAGACGACACCACCUACUCUGAUACCCGGUUCGAAAACUCGAGCAUCUUCUUUCUCGACCCACCGAUCUGGCGACCAGUACUGGACGGGCACUUUCUGCCCUCCACGUACGGCGAGCUGCUGGAGACCGGCCGCCACGCCAACGUCCCCAUCCUGGCCGGAUACAACCUUGACGAGGCCGGGGCGAAGCUGAGCCCAGGUCUGACGUUGGACACGUUCCGGUCCAACUUUACGGCCAUCAUGGGCAACCUGUCGAGCGAGUUCUUCUCUCUGUACCCGGCCGAGAACGACGCGCAGGCCAACAACGCCAGCAACCGCUUCUGGCAGGCCUUCAGCCGGACCUCGCAGUGGAAGUGGGCGCGGGACUAUGCCCUGGGUGGCGCCUCUGCCGACACCUUUCUGUACUUCUGGACUCACACACCUCCGGACUGGACCCUAGGCGCCUCCCACGGUACGGAGAUGUACUACGUGUUCAACAAUAUUCCUUACACCCAGCCCAGCGCGGCGUGGACGGCGACCGACUAUGCCAUCGAGAAACGGAUGGUCCAGUACUGGUUGAAUUUCAUCAAGGAUAGCGACCCCAACGGCUCUAACCUGCCCUAUUGGCCGGCAACCAGCGAGGAUCCCUUGAACAUGUGGCUGGGGGAUGCCUGGGGCCCUGGGGAGGUCGCAGACCCGGUCGAGAUGAAGCUGAUUUGGGAGUACUUGAAGCAGUUCGAACAGUGGUAG